GAACCUGUUGCCUGGCAACCUGCUGAAUGCUGCCUGUAUGUUUGUUGAUAUUGUUCAAAGCAACGAGGUAGCCAACAGAGAGCACCACAAAAACAAAACAAAAAACAACUAACUUAACGUUACAGCAUCGACAUGAAGUCUGUUAGAUUUGGUGGAAGUGUGUCGUUCAGCGAGAGGAGCUUUAACGCGGCGGAGGGAUGUCUCAACAUGUGCGGGAUGUGUCCAUCUUGCGCCUUUGCUCCAGAACCACCGGCGUCCACUCGGUGCUUGUGGACGGUGUCGGAUGAAUUCAAGAGGAGGUUUCUAGUGGAGCUGCUUUUACGGUGCAGAAACACCCAGCUGCUCGAAAACGUCCGGAAUAUGCUGGGUGUAACGUCGUGGACUUUAUUCACUUACGCCAGAUCAAGGAGCCCAACUUCUCCUCAGGAUUUCCCCUGCCGCGGUGGUCCGGAGGGUGCGCUGGACGGGAAACCACGGGGCAUGAACAUGAGUCAGAUCUGGGACUGGUUCAAUGGCAGCCCGGACUGGAUAAAAUCACGAUAUCUGUGCCGUCUUUUUUCACUUUGUGACUCGGAACUAUUACGCAUGGUGUCUAAUUUGACCAGCGUGCUUCUGGUCAGACAAAAACGAGGGUUUCUGCAAUUUAAUGUGAGAAGCCGCAGUACCAAUCAACGUGAUCAAGAUGAGGACUCAGAAGACCCUGCUCUCAUGGUAGUGCCUGGAUCCUCAAAGUCUGUGUCUGGAGUGAGCCGAUACCGAGACUUCAUAGGCUGCCUACCUGUUGAUCUGUCAAAGAGGAUAUUAGGUCUGUUAGAUGAGCACGCUUUGAGGCGCUGCCACAAGGUUUGUCGAUACUGGCAGCACCUUGCACAGGAAACCACGGAGGAAAUCAAGCUCAGAAGAAUUUUCCAGGAUCAAAUUGAGGCAAUGAUGAAGAGGUGCAGAGGUGUUAAUAUAGUCAGUCCUACUUACGCCAACAUUGUCAAAGUCCCCGUUCCUGCCAAGGAUGAUGAGGAAGUGGAUGUUCAUCCUAGUGUCCACAAGGUCGAGCCAUUUGCAACCGCUUAUGCCAAAAUGAAGAAGACCAAGACAGUGCAAAUGGAAGAGAGAAAUGUUUACUGUGGUGCAUAUUUUACCACAGUGCUGCUGGACAAGUUAGUGGGAUCAACCUUCUGUUUGGAUGUAGCUAGAGGCUCACUGGUGCUAACAAACACACAUUGUCAUACCACGAAUGUCAUCUGGUUGUGUGUUGACAGAGAAGAUCUUCUGCGGGUGGUGGGCUACAAAGGCGGGCCGUUAAUGGCCAUGAGUUCCAAGGACCGCGCGGUGCAUCUGCUUUACGUGGCCUCAGAAACAAAAGUCGUAUCUGUGAUGAAGGGCCAUGUUGGCAGCAUUCGGGCAGUGCUGCUCUGUGAGGAGAGAGACCUGGUGAUAACCGCCAGCUGCGACGCAAGUAUCAGGUGUUGGAAUUUGAAGACAGACAGGUGUGUGAUGGCGCUGUAUGGGCACACUGGCACUGUCAACUGUCUGGAUGUCCACGAUGAUAGACUUGUCUCAGGAGCCAAAGAUUGUCUAGUGAAAGUGUGGAGUCUACACACAGGGAAGCAUUUUGAGGAUUUUAAUUUCAAGCACCCCAGUUCAGUCCAGUGCGUAAAGAUCAACCAAAGAGCCGUCUAUAGCAGCUGUGAUCGGGGCCUUGUCAAAAUAUGGGACAUGGAGAAGGCAUCGCUGCUCAGGGUGAUUGAUGCCCACAGGUGCCCAGUGAAGUGCCUGUUCAUCGACGAAUGGCACUUCUUAUCCGGGGACGCUAACGGUCAGGUCAUGGCCUGGAGCAUCAACAAUGACGCUAAACAGUCGCUUAUGACCUUCAGCCACCCAAAGGAGGUAAAAUCUCUCACUCUCGUCUACCUCCGUGUCAUUACUGGCUGUCUUGAUGGAAAGAUUCGCAUAUUUAAUUUCCUCACCGGAGAUUGUCUCAGAGACAUAACGGCAGAGGCUGAAACAGGCCGAAUACUGUCCCUGCACUUCCAUGACAACAGUAUCUUAGUGAACACGACGUCCAGCGUGAAGCGGUACCAGUUUGCCAAAGUGUUUUGGGACUACACGGCGUCGACAGAGGGAGGCCAGGGUGAUGUUUCUGAGAAAUCUGCAGCUUUGCUCCGAAAGAUUCCCCUCGCUUCUGUUGGGGCCGAUCAUUUGGCAAAAGUGGAUUCAACCAACACCUGCUUCCUGCCUAACCCUGCUAAAUGGCGAGCACAAGCCAGAGAGUGCUUUGCUAAACGGUCGGUGAUGCUGAGCGAGAAGGCAACAAGUGAACGGAUAAAGAAGAGGGGUCUUCACCAUCCUCCGACACGUGACUCCAUCCUCCUCAGGGUCAAUGCAAUCCAGAAGGCUCAGUGCACGGACGAAGUGAGCAUCAACAUGGAGUGCAACGCCAGGCUGCGAGAUUCCUGGGACCCUCUGGAUCCUCCGCACUCCAACCUGCAGGUGCUGAAACAGAGGCUGCAGACUCCGAUAUAUCCACUGUGGCACACACAUGGCGGUGAUCCCAGAAGGGCCAAGACCUGUGUACCCAUUUCAAAGAGAGCUGUUGGUCAAAAUGUGACAAACACAAUGCAAGGCAGAGCGGAGCCUCACAGUGCUAACACACACAGGGCAACCAAGAGAGUGAAUGGAUGCACUACAAAGGCUCCUGAGUGCAUGCACAUGAGAUCACAACCUAAUCCAAAAUGCUCCAUGAAAACUAGAACCAGCUUUCCCAGCAUCAGCGCUGUGAGUUCAUUCAGAGAGCAGCGAGGGUUCUCACAGUGAACCAGCUGGAAGACUGUGUCCGGUCCAAGAGGGAUCUCAUGCAGAGCUGUGAGCAAAUCCUGUCCAAGAGGAAUACGAAGCAGGAGACAAAACAGUGUGAAGAAAGUCACAUGUGCAUCAAUAGAUGAAAAUGUAUUCCUUUUUUAUGAUAAUGUGUUAGCAGAACUCCACUCACCACGGCACAGUGGGUGUCCUGGACAUCUUUGUUGUCCAAGGCACCGUGUUUUUAAAUGUUAUGUUUCAUUAAAACUCCACUAGGGGUCAGUAUUGUAUCACCUGAUUGUGACUGGAUGAGGCUCCAGGGUUAUUAUAAAGUAGUUUCCUUUAAGUUUUAUGGUUCUUUAUACUGUAUUUAAAAUCAGAUUAUUGUAUGGUAAAUUUGUAUUUUUUUCUUUUUUUGAUAUAUUAACUUAUUAACUUAUAAUACUAACAUAGUUAAUAUUUAUAAUGGGAGGGAGAAGCCAGUUAAUUCACUGUUUUUAUACAGUGUAUCUCAAAUAUUUUAAGUAAUUUGCUUCUAGAGUUUGAUUUCAGCCAAACUUUUGAAAUAAAAGGUUGUAUUUUCAUAUUCUCGAA
Molecule: messenger RNA, 3387 nt
Organism: Dicentrarchus labrax (European seabass)
Lineage: Eukaryota; Metazoa; Chordata; Actinopteri; Moronidae
Gene: fbxw10
Product: F-box and WD repeat domain containing 10
Exons: 11
Coding region: 133-2811 (892 amino acids)
Molecular function (GO): protein binding
Source: RefSeq, a predicted model, not a curated record